AUACCAGCAAGAUGCACUUAUUAAACCGUCAUUCCCAAAGUCCAUUCAGUAUAUUUUUGGAUGUGGAUAUCACUCCUCUCAGUAAAACGCCAUCUAUAGCUGUUUUGAGAUUCUGCUUCAUUUCCUCCCCAUGGUUCGCAAGAAGCUUGCAAUGAAGCCGAUUGAAAACUCAAUAUCUCUUCAAACAACAUUUGCAAAGCACAAGGAUGUAAUUGUUAAGAAGGCCAGAGAACUAUCAGUUCUGUGUGACACAGAUGUUGGCCUAAUAUUAUUUUCACCUGCUGGCCAUUUAACUAGUUUUGCUAGCAAUGGAAGUGUUGAGGAUAUCUUCCUCUGUUUUGUUGACCGUCCUCAUGACCUGAAAGGAGGACAUACUAGAAAUGAAGAGAACUUGUCUCGAAGGCUCAAGCAUUUGAAGUAUGAAAGACAAAUUCUCGAAAAAGUUGCUAAUAUUGAGGCUCUUGAAGAUAAACUCGAUAAACUCAAUCAACGACAUCAUGGGGCCCUGGAAAAAAUGAGGUGGUAUGAACCCAAUGUGGAGAAAAUAAAUUCUAUUCUUGAAGCUGAAGUCUAUGAGCAGUUUCUUACAACUGCCAUGCAGCAUAUACAACAGUCGAAAGCCAAAUUGCUCGAUAACGAGGUUGGCCCACUUAGAUCUGAAAAUAUUGAGACUAAUAUAGAGGAUGCAGCUUUCAUAACUGAUCACUCUGCUGAUAUGGACCAAAACAGGUGUUCUGUGGGGGUUGAAGGUCAUGCUGGAACAUGCAUUCCAAUGGGUCCCCACCUAAGCCUUAGCUUCAUAAAAUCACAAAAGCCGUGGAAUGCAGUGGGUGGGGAGCUGACUCCCAAGUUGGACGGCUUCUGAAUGGAACAUAUCGUGUCUUAAUCUGUUGCAGCAAACUCUUAAAUAAUAUUUAAACUUGCGUAUGCCGAAACAAAGGCAACAUAUACUUGAAUCUCUAAGAUUUUCUUAUCUAGUUUGAUAAUUAUAAACGUGCUUAAACCUUGGAAACUCAUUGCUUAAAAUGGUUCAGCUACAUAUUUCUAAAGAGACAAUUCUGUGGCCUAUUUACAAUAUUUUGAUGAGCUG
This is a messenger RNA of Olea europaea var. sylvestris, 1090 nucleotides long. RefSeq names its product agamous-like MADS-box protein AGL104. Lineage: Eukaryota; Viridiplantae; Streptophyta; Magnoliopsida; Lamiales; Oleaceae. Bases 131 to 865 code for a protein of 244 amino acids. Gene Ontology annotation, biological process: regulation of transcription by RNA polymerase II. The record is from RefSeq and is a predicted model, not a curated record. Gene Ontology annotation, molecular function: DNA-binding transcription factor activity, RNA polymerase II-specific; RNA polymerase II cis-regulatory region sequence-specific DNA binding; protein dimerization activity. The transcript has 11 exons.